Messenger RNA from Blepharisma stoltei, 3250 nucleotides. The record is from the annotation of a GenBank genome assembly. Lineage: Eukaryota; Ciliophora; Heterotrichea; Heterotrichida; Blepharismidae.
AUGUCUAUGGCACAUGAGAAACCAAAAGUUGGCGGGACAGAAACAGAGGCAAGCCCAUUCAAUAAAAUCACCGAGCCUGCUAUUCCUAUUGCUGAUAUGACAGUUGCUCGUCAAGAACUACGAUAUGCUAUAUCCUUGCUUACCUCCUACAGAUUGCACCAAGCAGCCAAAUGGGCCGGAGAACUUUUAUUAGGCAAUCUUGUCCAAUUUCCUCCACAAGCGCCCUACCAAGACCCAAUUGACGCUUCUUACGACAACUUGCAGCUUGGCCGUGUUCUCUUUGACUUAAAAGAAUAUUUAAAAUCUGCCUCAGUCCUUACCGAAUUUGCAAAACCUGAGUUUCCUCAAGCCUUUUUCCUCUAUAAUUACGCACUUUAUAUGUACGGAGAGUUUAGAAAAGAAGAAGAAUCAAUAGAAGAAGGCAAAGACGUCGAAAACCGGCAGCUUUAUACAAUAGAAACACAGCUGAAGCCAAUUGAUGCAAUGACUAGCUACUUAUUAGGAGUCGUAAAAAAACAAAGAGGAGAUUUGGAGACUGCCAAGCAGCUAUUUAUAAAAAGUCUCAAUGAGUUCCCAGUGAAUUGGUCAGCUUGGCAAGAAUUAUCAGACAUUUGUGACAUCCAAAGUUUAAGCCUGAUUCAAAACCACUGGAUGAAGAAUUUUUUUAUUGCGCAGUUUUACCACAAAAUGCAGAGAAGUGAAGAGAGUAUCGACAUGUUCGCUGUUUUGGCUGAAAAGUAUAGCUUAUAUCCCUUUAUAGAUUUCUUUAUCGAGCAAAAUGUACUGGAUUAUUGAACGACCAAGAGAGACUCUAUUAAAGGAACGGGCUGGAUAUCUAUAUCAGGAAGUGCUAAAAAGUGACAAGUCUGAAAAAAGUUGACAAGUGAACGCGCCAAUUUUUAAAAUGGAUUUAUUAUUAAAAUAAUUUUAAACUUAAGAUAUUUUAAUUUUAAUCAAUAUUUAAUUAUGCUAAUUACACAUCAUAUGAGUCGAUAAGAACUUUGUAUAUAUUUAAAAUUACAAACCACGCACUUUGCAAAUUAUAGCUCUAGUCUUCAUAAAUAAAUUAACACAAAAUAAAGAAAUUCCAUCGAGCCGGAAAAAUGCACAUCGAGUUGCAAGUUUAUGAUUUUCACUUAUAAGCCAUAUUGAUUUUUGCUAAAUACUUCUCAUAUGAGUCGAUAAGAACUUCUAAUAUAUCGAGAUACACAAGCCACGCACUUUGCAAAUUAUAACUCUAGUCUUCAUAAAUAAAUUAGCAUAAAAUAAAGAAAUUCCAUCGAGCCGGAAAAAUGCACAUCGAGUUGCAAGUUUUUGGUUUUCACUUAUAAGCCAUAUUGAAUUUUUGCUAACUCCCCCCCCCCCCCUCCGUGAGCGAACAAAAAAAUUUUGUUCGCUCCGGAGGGGGGUUAAUUUUUUUUUUUUAAAAAAAAAAAUUUAUAUAUAAAUUUUAUAAAAAAUAUUUUUUCGAAAUUUAAAAAAAUCCUAAUUUGCAAAAAUUGGGAAGCAAAUAUUAAUUUAAUUUGCAAAAUUUAUGUUUUAAAACGCAAUUUGUUUAAAAUUAAACAGAAUUAGCUCUAGAUUUCAUUAUACUAAUUAUCACUUAUAUAUCAAAAUUUUUUUCCAUUAAAAUUUUUUUCUAUUAAAAAAAUUUUUGUUCACUCACGGAGGGUGGGUUUUUGGUCAAAAAAUGGCGAUUUUUCUAAUGGUUUUGUUCGCUCACGGAGGGGGGGGGGGAGUAAGUACACAUCAUAUGAGUCGAUAAGAACUUUGUAUAUAUUGAGAAUCACAAGCCACGCACUUUGCAAAUUAUAGCUCUAGUCUUCAUAUAUAAAUUAGCAUAAAAUAAAGAAAUUCUAUCGAGCCGGAAAAAUGCACAUCGAGUUGCAAGUUUUUGGUUUUUACAACUAUUAUUAAAUUUAAAUAUAUAUAAAUCAAAAUAUUUAAAGCCGAUAUAUAAUGUGUAAUUAUAUCUUCUGUCUAAUUGGGUAUCUUAAGUUUAAAAUUAUUUUAAUAAUAAAUCCAUUUUAAAAAUUGGCGCGUUCACUUGUCAACUUUUUUCAGACUUGUCACCAUUUUUUGACAUGUCACUUUUUAGCACUUCCUGAUAUAGAUAUCCAGCCCGUUCCUUUAAUAGAGUCUCUCUUGGUCGUUCAAUAAUCCAGUACAUUUUGCUCGAUAAAGAAAUCUAUAAAGGGGUAUGAGCUAUAUACAGGAUUGUAAUAAAUUAAUAUUUAAAAAAAAAUAUUUUAUAUUAAAAAAAUAUUGGUAUCAGGACAGGAUAUUUUCCAAGCUCAUCUUUUUUAUAUGCACAAAUUGGGAAUUUGUUUUUCUUAAUGGACGAUUAUACGAAUGCUAUCAGCUGGUUUGAGCAGGUAGAAGAAGUAGACCCAUACCGUUAUGAGUUUAUGGACGUCUAUUCGAAUAUUCUUUAUGUAAGAGAAGAAGCGGGGAAGUUAAGUUAUUUAGCUUAUAGGAUGUAUCAAAAUGAUAAAUAUAGGCCUGAGACGUGCUUUGUGUUGGGGAAUUAUUAUAGUUUGAAAAAUGAUCAUACAAGAGCUAUGGUGUAUUUUAAGCGAGCAACUCAGUUAGAUAAGAAUUACCUGCCUGCAUGAAUUUUAAUGGGCCAUGAGUACUUAGAAAUGCAGAAUGUUACCAAAGCUAUCGAAAGCUACAGGACUGCAAUAGAACUUGAUUCUAAAGACUAUAGAGCUUGAUAUGGAUUAGCGGAAACUUAUGAAGUGUCUGAUAUGAACUUGUAUGCUAUUUAUUAUUACUAUAAAGCUAUUUUGACCCGACCACAAGAUUCAAGACUUUGGGUAGCUCUUGGGACUUGCUAUGAAAAAAUGGGGAAAACUAAUGAGUCUACUAAAUGCUAUGAAAAAGCUGAAAGGCUAAAAGACAGAGAAGGAGUCGUUUUACAUAGACUUGCCAGACUAUAUAUACCUCAAUAUUAAAAUACCAUCUAAUUUAAUUUUUAAAAAAAAAAAAAAAAUUAUCUUUUAUUUUAAAGGAUAAUAGACUAAAUAUGACUGAAAAAGCCGCAAAAUGUUUUUCUGAAAGUUUAGCGAGAAAAGACCAAGAAAAUGAUACAGGAGAAGAGACGAUUGAAGCUAUCAUGUUUUUAAAGCAGUAUUAUUUAUCUAAAAAUAUGCAUGAAGAAGCAGCGAACUAUGCAAGAAGGCUAUAUGAUUUCGGAGGGGCUGAGCUGGAUAGAGCUACUUAUCAUAUGAGACAGACCGAGCUUUAA